AGGCACGCUUGCAGCCCAAAAAAGGACAGGUGCGGAGGGACGCGGCGCUGCGGGAGCCCCGGUGGCUGGGGGAGGCGAGCAGAUGAGAAACGGCUCUCUUGGCGUGACUAUGGUAUUCAAGAGAUCUGAACUGUGUCAAGAAACUCAUCAGUGAAGUACCCUUGGAAAACUACAGAUCCAUUUGCGCUGUUAAGCUUAGGUGUCUCCUGAAUUCUCACUAUGUCUGAUGGGGACUAUGAUUACCUCAUAAAAUUUCUAGCACUCGGUGAUUCUGGAGUAGGAAAGACCAGCCUUCUUUACCAAUAUACGGAUGGCAAAUUUAAUUCCAAAUUUAUCACAACGGUGGGCAUUGACUUUCGGGAAAAGAGAGUGGUGUAUAGACCCAAUGGGCCAGAUGGCGUUGGUGGCAGAGGACAGAGGAUACAUCUUCAGCUCUGGGAUACUGCAGGGCAGGAAAGGUUUCGUAGCUUGACAACGGCUUUCUUCAGAGAUGCCAUGGGGUUUCUUCUACUCUUUGAUCUGACAAAUGAGCAAAGCUUUCUGAAUGUCAGGAACUGGAUAAGUCAGCUACAAAUGCAUGCAUAUUGUGAAAACCCUGACAUUGUGUUAUGUGGAAACAAGAGUGAUCUGGAAGACCAAAGAAUGGUGAAAGAAGAAGAGGCUAAGGAACUUGCAGAAAAAUAUGGAAUACCGUAUUUUGAAACCAGUGCAGCUAAUGGGAAUAACGUAAGCAAAGCCAUUGAAACUCUGCUUGACCUCAUUAUGAAGCGCAUGGAACGGUGUGUGGAUAAAUCCUGGAUCCCAGAAGGGGUAGUGCGCUCCAAUGGGCACAGCUCUACAGAACAGCUGAAUGAGGAGCAAGAAAAAGGCAAAUGUGGCUGUUAACUCAGUUACAAUUAAGUUUAAUGUAUAUGCUAAAGUAUAGUACAGUUGCAGCUUAACUGUUUAACUUAUGGACACAUCCCAUCUUGUAGUUAUUUAAUGAGCUAUAUUCUUGAUACUAAAUUUUGGUUUUUUUCCCUCUCGAACAACAUUGACCUUUGCUUGCAAGGUAGGUAGUUUAUUAGUGAUGGGAGAGAGGUUUAGUUUGGUGUAGCACUGGAUAGUCCUCUAAUUUGGUAGGCUUCUGAACUGAAGGAUUUUCAAUUGCCCUUUGAAAGCUCCAUUAACUACACAGACUAGGCAUUUACAUUAAAUACUAUGACAGCUCUUAGUCUCUAACAGCAAGCUUAACAACAUGGUUCUUGGUUUUGAACAGAAACGUAUAAUCAUUUCAUCAAUCAAUAACAAUCUUAAAGAGCAAAUUCUGUGUUUUCCACAAAAGCCUGCAAAUACCUUUUCCUUGCUGUCUCAAACCAUCAUUUUUUAGUGAUGAAAACCAAAAGAAAGCUAUUCUAUAUAGAAUAAAAAAACUACAGAAAAGCAUAGGGGUGCCUAUGUAGAGCACUUUGGAUAAGUCAUGAAAUUGAACAUGUAACCUACAACUGUACUAUAUAAAACAUAUCCAACACAGCCUAUGAGACCUCCUGACAUCAUUUGAAUUUCUAGAACAUGCAUAUGCGUAACUGUACAUUUGUUGUUAUGUUUCAUUUAUGUUACCACGCAUGUUUUAACAGGAACGUAGGGCAACCUAGAUGCCAGCAAAAUUUCAUCAGAGCUAGUGCUUUGCACUGAAUUUGUUUUACCAAACACAGAUUUGGAAUGUUUCUUCAAAUUUGGAUUGAAAAAUGAAUGAUGAUUGUCUUCUGGUGAGAUGCAGCUAAAAUACCAGUUCUGUCUAGAUCAGUAUUUCUAUAAAUUUAUAAUGCUCAUUUUAUUCUGCCGACCUUUGUGUCCUGUACAUCUUGGUUAUCAUAUAUUCAUUUAUGGCUUGUUCAUUUCCUUUAGGUUGUAUUUAAAAAAAAAUAGAGUUGCUUUUUUUCUUUUUCCCCCUAUGAGUCACAUAAAUGUCAAUUUUGGUUUCAGUGGAUCAUGUUAGUCUCUGAUCAUUUUUAUUUAUUCAUGCAGUCUAAGGAACAAUCAGUGUUUUUAAGGUCUUUUUUCCAGACUGAUUUAUAAGGUGUGCCUACCAAACUGUUUUGUACCCUGGUAGAGAUUGUGUAACUCUAAAGUAUUGCCAAUUAAAGUCAUAACAUGCCAAAUUGAGUCUUUUUACAGACUUUCCACAGCAGUUUGUUUACAAAACUCCAAAGCUAUUACUUCUUUAGAAAUUAUGUAUUUAUUUAUUUAACUAUGAUAACUACUGCAAUUUCAGGCAAUCAUUGAUACCGGUUGUGAACAUGAAUUGCAGCAUAACAAAUUCUUUCAAGGACCAAAAAUGUUUCUAGAAUAGAAGCUAAUAAAAAAAAAAAUGUAUUUGGUGUAGCCUCUGGUUAUAUUAAUAAUGCAAGAAUAAGUGUUAAAACAUGGUUCUUAAAAUACUUUACAAAGUAAUGCAUUGUUCUUUAACAAACACAACAUGUAAAUACUAGAUUUUUAUUACAGCCUACACAGAAUAUUUUAAAAGUGCAAUACAAUUUGACUGCUCUGGGGCUAGGACAGAGAUUAAAGCAAUUUAUAUUGAAUAAAUAUAGGUUUUUUUCCUACUCUACAAUACCAAGAUUCUAAAAUGCUUAUGGACCGGAGUUACUGUAGUUUAACUCAGUGCCUUUUGAAGUUACUAUCAUGUUUCUUACCAGUAUCAAAGUCUGCUGUAGGACACAACACAUUUCAAUGUACUUCAGUGUCUUAAUGUCUUUUAAUGUAACUCUUUGCUUUUCAGAGGGUUGCAGUGGAACUUUGUCAUGCAUUAACUUUAAUGGGAGUUUUUGUGCUUAUAGCUCCACCAAGUUCCUGAGAACAGUAAGGAUUAUUGCAACCAACUACUGAGCUAAGUGACUACUGAAAUGGUGUAACAAUACUUCCUUUUAUACUUAUGUUUAGAUUGGAUAUUGAAUACUGAAACUGUCAUAUUUUUGUCAUGCAUAUUAUAUGUAACUAUUUACUAUAUAAAGAGAGUCUACAUAAAAUUGCUUUGAUGUCAGCCUUUGAAAUGUGCCAUAAGAUUUAUCUGUUGGAAUUAUUCUGUGACAAA
Messenger RNA from Gavia stellata (red-throated loon), 3073 nucleotides. RefSeq names its product RAB27A, member RAS oncogene family (gene RAB27A). Lineage: Eukaryota; Metazoa; Chordata; Aves; Gaviiformes; Gaviidae. The record is from RefSeq and is a predicted model, not a curated record. Gene Ontology annotation, molecular function: GTP binding; GTPase activity. Gene Ontology annotation, cellular component: secretory granule; melanosome. The transcript has 7 exons. Gene Ontology annotation, biological process: melanosome transport; positive regulation of exocytosis. The coding region runs from base 220 to 885 and encodes 221 amino acids.